Molecule: messenger RNA, 1013 nt
Organism: Triticum aestivum (bread wheat)
Lineage: Eukaryota; Viridiplantae; Streptophyta; Magnoliopsida; Poales; Poaceae
Exons: 1
Coding region: 62-793 (243 amino acids)
Source: RefSeq, a predicted model, not a curated record
UCGUCGUGCUUGCUUGCUAGCUAGCUCCAUCGCUGCGAUCGAACGUGCGGGCGCGCGUACCAUGGGAAAUGGCGUGCUGCGGUGGCUCUGCGUCGUCCCCGGACGGACGCGGCGGCGGCGGCACGCGGCGAGGCUGGUGCUGUGGGGCGGGGAGACGCGGGCGGCCGAGCCCGGGAGCGCGGCCGGGGAGGUCAUGGUGGAGCACGGCGCCGGUGGGCGUGUGGUCUGCCGGGCAGACGGGUUCCGCAUCGGCCGCCCCGCGCCUGUGCUCGCCGUCGAGGACCGGCUCGAGGCCGGCCGCACGUACCUCGUCGUCCCCGUGGACCGGCUCCCUGCUCAGGGCCAGGGCGCGGUCACCGCGGCGUCGCUCGCGGCGCUCUCCUACGACAGCCACAACGGCCGCGCUGGCGGCGCCCCGUCGUCGGCGCCGUCGUUGGCCGGGGGCGGGAGGAGCCCGUUCGAGUACGUCAAGGAUGGCGACGGCCGGACGGUGAUCAGCGUCACGGAGGAGUUCAUCGUGAAGACGGUCACACGGAGGCGGCCGCCCGCUGGCGCCUCUGGUGGUCGUGGUGAUGAGGAGGAGAACGGGUCGCCGAUCUGCAGCACGCCGGAGCUGAGGAAGCACUACGAGCUGCUGGUGGGGGCGGCGAGGGGGAGGCCGUGGUCGCCGCGGCUGGAGACGAUCGAGGAGCGGAAGGCGCGGAGGGGGAUGGACGUCGUGAUCAGCCCCCGGCGGCUGUCGCCGGCGAAGCUGCUGGGGUUGGUCAAAGGAUCCAAUGAGCUAGCGAGGUAGGACGCCGGGCCUUGCGCACGCAUUAUGCAUGCAUGCAAAUUACAGACCCCUACAUCCUGCAAGACCAACAAUGACCGUGCACGUGAAUAUCAUUUCUCAACAAUGACCUUCGAUGUAUAUACUGCUAUGCUAUGUGGCUCCAUCUACUGAGUGCACUUGCCUUGGCUGACGCCUCCGAUCUGUACAUUUUGCUUAAUUUCCUUGAGGAUUUUGUACAGUU